UCACUCAAAUCAAUUUUGUAAAAUCCAUUCAAAAUGUCAGUUGCUGUAUUCACUUCGUAUAGUCUCUCCGCACCCUCUCUCCCAUCCAUCAAAAGAUUCAAAACCCAAGUAGAGCAAACCCUUCCCCUUCGAUCUUCGCCAUUAACACCUGCUCUCAAGCUUCAAAAAAGAGGGCUGUGCGGCAUAUGCUGUUAUAAGGAUAAUGAUUCAAAAGAAUCCGUUAAAGAGGAAAAGAGAUUAGAAUGGCGAAUAUUGAAACGUUGGGAUGUUCCAUGGAAUUGGCAAACAAUCUCACUAACCUCGCUUGCUUGUGGAAUAAGUUUUGUUUUGACAGGACUAAUUGAAGCAGCAGCAGUAGAGUACUCAGGGAUUCAAAUCGAGGAGUUAAGUUUGGAUGAGAAGGCGGAGGUCUUGUUUUUGGAUCAAGGAAUUGCAACUACAGUGGUUCUCGCGGUUUUGUAUAGUCUGACAAAGUCAUUCUCUCCCCUUCCUGAUGACAUAUAUCGAUAUGAUUGGAGGGAUCCCUUCAAUCUUCAAAAAGGCUGGCUGCUAUGGGCGGGGAUUGGUCUCGGUGGAGCUUUGGCUGCCAUUGCUGGAACAGGAGUUGUGAUGUCUUUUUUCAAUGGUGAGCCGCCACAGAGAGAGACUGAUGCCCUUGUGCGCUUGCUUCCACUUAUCGGAUCUUCGAGUAUCAGCACUGCUGCUUUGGUGGGUAUUGUAGGUGUGCUUGCUCCUAUUCUCGAGGAAACUGUCUUUAGAGGGUUUUUCAUGGUAGCUCUCACCAAAUGGUUGCCAACGCCUCUUGCUGUGCUCGUCAGUGCUGCUGUAUUUGCAGGAGCACAUCUCACUCCGGGCGAAUUUCCUCAGCUGUUUGUACUCGGAACGGCAUUAGGGCUAACUUACGCUCAAACACGCAACCUUCUAGCACCAAUCACUAUCCACGCCUUAUGGAACUCGGGUGUCAUAUUGCUUCUAACCUUCCUUCAGCUGCAGGGUUAUGACAUCAAGGACUUGUUGUUACAAGGCUCGUAUUGAAUUGAAGACCUUUCUAGAAUCUUCCUGAAUCGACUGUGUUAGAGCUCUUUUUCCAUAUUCGAGAAAUGUAUAUGCUAGUAAUUCUCAACAGGAAUGUUACUCUAAUAAAUUGUACACAUUAUCCACCCCAAUCAAUUUCAGUUGCUCAUAUUGUUCAUCUGCA
Messenger RNA from Salvia hispanica, 1198 nucleotides. Its product is annotated as CAAX amino terminal protease family protein. Gene Ontology annotation, cellular component: membrane. Gene Ontology annotation, molecular function: metalloendopeptidase activity. The record is from RefSeq and is a predicted model, not a curated record. NCBI's taxonomy places the organism in Eukaryota, Viridiplantae, Streptophyta, Magnoliopsida, Lamiales, Lamiaceae. Gene Ontology annotation, biological process: CAAX-box protein processing.